Molecule: messenger RNA, 948 nt
Organism: Blastocystis hominis
Lineage: Eukaryota; Bigyra; Opalinata; Blastocystidae
Exons: 2
Coding region: 1-948 (315 amino acids)
Molecular function (GO): glycosyltransferase activity
Source: RefSeq, a predicted model, not a curated record
AUGAAAGACUUCUACUACAGCAAGGUGCGCUCGGUGUCGUCUCCUGUGGAUCCCGCGGUUCUGUGGCCGAACCACACGCUGUUUCUGCAUCCGCGACAAUAUUCCAACAUUUUCCACAUUUUGGAGGGAACUUCCGUCAUCCUCCGCGUCCUGCUCCACCCCGAGCAAUUCCCGCGGGUCGCGCAGAUCAUCAUUUCCCAGCAGCCCCGCGUAACGCCCGGAUCCUGGGUCGUCGAACUCCUCGAUCUUUAUUUGGACGCCUUCCCCGCGGGACAGAGACCCAUGUACCUUCCCCCGCGGGGAGCGGCGAAGCGGACGGUGUGCGACCGCGGCAUGGUGGUGGCGAAGGCCUGGGAAACCGCGGGGACCGGGAGCUUCAUCGGGGAGCCGUUGGCGGCAGAUUUGCUUCGCGCGGCGGCGUACCGGAAGUUUCAUUGGGCGUUUCAGUGGAAGAAGAAGGGGGAGAAAUUGGCGGGAAUUCUGAUUCGGCGGGAAGGAAAGCGGAAAUUACUGAAUCACGCGGAAGUGCUGGAAGGGCUUCGAAACGAAUUCGGUGCGGAGCUGGCUCUCCAAGAAGUCGCUCUGGAACACUAUUCCGGUCGGGAGCAGAUCGAGCUGUUCAUGCAUCUGGACCUGGUGGUGGCGGCGCACGGCGCGGGCCUGACGAACAUCAUCUGGAUGACGCCGCAGUCGUUCUUAUAUGAGCUGUUCCCUCCGCAGUGGCGGUUCGGGUGCUAUCAGCGACUUGCAGACAACGUGGGAUUGCAGUAUCGGAAGGAUAUGGCGGAGGGAGAGCUGGGGAGAGAGUGUCGCGUUAGUCCGAAGUCGUUGAGUUGCUUGUAUGCGGGGACGCGGGAUCGGGAUUUCCGGAUGGACGGGGGAGUGGUGAAGGAGGGAGUGAAGAUGGCGAUGGAGCGAGUGUGGUUGAAUAAGUAUCAGAGUGAGUGA